Molecule: messenger RNA, 2024 nt
Organism: Mercurialis annua (annual mercury)
Lineage: Eukaryota; Viridiplantae; Streptophyta; Magnoliopsida; Malpighiales; Euphorbiaceae
Exons: 16
Coding region: 274-1728 (484 amino acids)
Source: RefSeq, a predicted model, not a curated record
ACGAGAAACGGUCAGAUUAAUAUACAGAGAGUUGCUUAAAAGUAUUUUGAAUUGAAUUCAAAUAUGUGUAGGCAUAAGGAAGCUUCAAUUCUCUAUCAAUGGAUUCCAAAACUAAAUUCUACUCCUUCUUAUCUCGAAUCUUUUUACCUUCACUUCACGGUAAUAAUCUCUAUGUUCUUCUUUAUUAUACUACUAGCUACCUCAUUGAGUUGAGAUGCAAUUUAACAACAUUUUGGUGAUUGAUUAUCGAAAUUGGGUCAAUCGGAGCUCAAAAUGGGGAAAAAGGAGAAAGAAAUCAUCCAAUUGGAAAGAGAGACUGUGAUUCCCAUUCUCAAAUCACAACUCAUUCUCACUUUCACCAGUCUCUUAGGAGAUGCUUCUGAUAGGGCUGAGUUUGUAAAGUUCUGCAGAAGAGCUGAAUACAUGAUUCGAGCUUGGUACCAUUUGCAGUUUGAAGAUUUGAUGCAACUUUACUCACUCUUUGACCCUGAAUCUGGGGCUCAGAAAUUGGAGCAGAAAAAAUUAUCUUCUGGAGAAAUUGAUAUACUUGAACAGAAUUUUCUAACUCGCUUGUUUCAGGUUAUAUACAAAAGCAACUUCAAAAUGGCAACUGAUGAGGAGAUUGAUGUUGCUUCAGGGAAGUAUCUUUUAAAUCUUCCCAUCGUAGUUGAUGAUUCCAAGCUCGACAAAGAACUUCUGAGCAGGUACUUUGCUGAGCACAGCAAUGUAAUGCGUCCCAGCUAUGCUGAUAAGUAUGUCAUAUUUCGACGAGGAAUCGGAAUUGAUCAUAUGACUGAUUAUUUUAUCAUGGAAAAAGUGAACAUUCUCAUUACACGCUUUUGGGCAUUUCUCUCAAGCCUGAUUAGGCUAGGAACUCUUUGGACGAGAAGAUCAAAUGUGUGGAAAAAGAACGAUCUAAAGAAUAAUGAUGUGAUUAAAGCCAAAGCACAUCAGGACUAUCUGACUGUCGAAAGAUUUCGUCUAGAAAAUAUGGAAAUAAGUAUCCGAAAUUUGCUGAGCAAGGCUAGAAUACAAGAGCCCACAUUCGAAAGGAUAAUUGUUGUUUACAGGCGAGCAAGUACCAAAACAAAACAGGAACGCGGAAUAUAUGUGAAGCAAUUCAAGAAAAUUCCAAUGGCUGAUAUGGAAAUAGUUCUUCCAGAAAAGAAGAAUCCUGGGUUAACUCCAUUGGACUGGGUGCGAUUCUUGGCUUCUGCUGUAGUUGGGCUGGUUGCUGUAAUUAGUUCGAUUGAUGUGCAUAAGGCUGAUCCUUGGGUCAUUUUUGCUUUCCUUUCUCCAGUGAUUGGUUACUGUGCUAAGAUAUACAUCUCGUAUCAACAGAGCUUGGCUGCAUAUCAGACAAUAAUUACAAAAUUUGUGUAUGACAAACAACUGGAUAGUGGAAGGGGCUCACUCCUUCACCUGUGUGAUAAUGUCAUUCAACAGGAAGUUAAAGAAGUAAUUGUUUCUUUUUUUACAUUGAUGGAAAAAGGCAAAGCUACUAUGAAGGACUUGGAUAAGCAUUGUGAACAACUAAUUGAAAAAGAGUUUGGAGAGACAUGUAACUUUGAUGUGGAUGAUGCAGUUGAAAAAUUAAAGAAGCUGGGCAUUGUUACUGAGGAUACCGAUGGUCAGUAUAGUUGCGUGGCACUAAAACAAGCUAACGAUAUUAUUGGCACCACUACUGAAGAACUUGUACUGGCAAAACAGGAAAUUGCUCAUUCUUAAUGCUCGAUCUUUGGAAGUAGCUACUCUACUUCCAAUAACUUGUGAUACAAGAAAACGUUCACCAGAUCAUGGCGAGACAUGUAUUUGGAAGAUGAUGACGUGGGUAUUUAUUAUUCAACUGAGUUUUUCGAGUUCUUGAAGAAUAUAUUUUCCUUCAAAUAGCUAGGGUUCUUUUUUUUGUAGUUAAACAAUUCUACUUGGUUUUUAAUGUUUAUGCUGGUAUUACUCUUAUUAUUGUUUAUAUAAAGAUAUUAAAUAAUUAAUUGAAAUAUAGGCUAACGAAGUAGACUUUCUCU